UGUUUCUGUCCCUCCCUCUCUGCCUCUGUCCGUCGGCCAGGCUGCUGCUGCAUUCAACCUCCCCGGAACAAAACACCUGAAAGCAAACAAUGUCUGAGAAACUUCCCUUCAAAGUUGCCGACAUCAGCCUGGCUGAAUGGGGACGCAAGGCCAUCGACAUCGCCGAGAACGAGAUGCCCGGCCUCAUGAAGAUGAGGGAGAUGUACGGGCAGUCCAAGCCUCUGAAGGGCGCUCGUAUCGCCGGCUGCCUCCACAUGACCCUGCAGACCGCCGUGCUCAUCGAGACCCUCACGGCCCUCGGAGCUGAGGUGACAUUUACCAGCUGUUUAUUAGAGUACGUGUGGUGCAUCGAGCAGACCAUCUACUUCAAAGACGGCCAGCCCCUCAACAUGAUCCUGGAUGAUGGAGGAGACCUCACCAACCUGGUCCACCAGAAGUACCCUAAACUGCUGGCAGGUAUCCGUGGAGUGUCAGAGGAGACGACCACAGGAGUCCACAACCUGUACAAGAUGAUGAAGAAGGGCGACCUGAAGAUCCCCGCCAUCAACGUCAACGACUCUGUCACCAAGAGCAAGUUUGACAACCUGUACGGCUGCAGGGAGAGUCUGAUCGAUGGCAUCAAGCGAGCCACCGAUGUGAUGAUCGCUGGCAAAGUCGCCGUGGUGGCAGGUUACGGUGACGUCGGUAAGGGCUGCGUCCAGGCUCUGCGAGGCUUCGGAGCUCGUGUCAUCAUCACUGAGAUCGACCCCAUCAACGCUCUGCAGGCUGCCAUGGAGGGUUAUGAGGUUACCACCAUGGAUGAGGCUUGCAAGGAAGGAAACAUCUUUGUCACCACCACCGGCUGUGAAGACAUCAUCAUGGGACACCACUUUGAGAAGAUGAAGGACGACGCCAUCGUUUGUAACAUUGGACACUUUGACUGUGAGAUCGACGUGAACUGGCUCAACAAAAACGCUGCUCAGAAGAUCAAUGUCAAGCCUCAGGUUGAUCGCUAUCGCUUGAAGAACGGCCGUCACAUCAUCAUCCUGGCAGAGGGCAGACUGGUCAACCUGGGAUGUGCCAUGGGACACCCGUCUUUCGUCAUGAGCAACUCCUUCACCAAUCAGGUGCUGGCUCAGAUCGAGUUGUGGACGAACACCGCCAAAUAUCCUCUUGGAGUCUACUUCUUGCCCAAGAAGCUGGAUGAGCAGGUGGCAGCCGCCCACUUGGACAAACUGGGAGUGAAGCUCACCAAGCUGACAGACAAGCAGGCCAAGUACCUGGGCCUGCCCACCGAGGGGCCCUUCAAACCGGACCACUACCGCUACUGAGCCUGUGCUGCCGGCCUGGGGAAGUCAAGAAGAAGAAGGAGGAGGAGGAGGUGUGGCCAGAACGGUGUUGGUGUUUUGUUGGUGUAGCAGAGUUUGGUGGGUGGGAGCACUGGGAGAUUCACUGGGAGAUUCAAACCAGGUUGCACUCUGGGUGCCAUGUUUGGUUUUUUUUGACUGCCAAAUCUCAAUGAUUCAGGGAUACAGACAGUGUUUGUUUUUCCCCCUUAAAUAGCCUUUCAUAUCAAAUGCUAAAAGACAUUUACUUCACAAGUUGCAUCUCUGCCGAUCCAAGCGAUCAGGCUCGGCUGAAGUUUGGAACCUCGUUCUGCUAUUCUAGGGUGAACUCAAGCUGCUCACCUGCUAGCGUUAGAUGAGUCGUCGUUGACUUAGCAAACUGCAUCUACCCGAAGCUUCCAUCAGUAGCUUUAUGUAGGAGUUUGUGGACAUUCGUAGAGCGCAAAAGAUUGUUACAGCUUCCGUCUUUGUUCAGACAAGUCAACCCUGUAUUCCAUGUUCGUCUCUCAUCUCAUGUUGCUCUGACACACCAAUAUCCUCGGCCGUCUCUCCUCUUUCUCGUCGACGCUCUUCUGAACCACCAAGUGCUUCUGUGGCUGUUUAAAGACAAUUCCUCCUGUUUGUGUCAUUCCCUCUCCAUUUAUGGAAUAAAAUAAACCCUGAUACUUUUCUAUCUACACUCAUCUGUCCGUCUCGUAGCGGCUCGAGGUGGAAGGUGACAGAACAGGUUUUCCUUCUGCAUCUCGAUGAAUCGAGGCAAACGGUUUGGCGUGCAGCGGCCUUUAUUCCAGUGUACUCGCAAUAGCACUGCUCUGUGUUGGCACUUAAUAAGAACUGUACUUGAAUUUUUGUGAGGAGGCUGGAGAUGCUCAUGAAGUGCUUACUGGGUGCGUUUUGCUGCUUGUCCAGGUUGAUCGGUAGAGAGGCGCGCCGCUGCCAAAGUAACCACCAAAGCACGUUGUGUUUUUUUGCCUGAUUUCUAAGAGUCUUAUUCUUUAUGUUGCCUCAUUUUCUUCCUUUUUGCUGUGAUUAUUUAAUUUGACUUGAAGGGCCAAAACAUGUGCAACGUCCUCCCCCAUCUCCUCGAUUCUCUUCAUUGUUCGCUGCAGCCAAUCAGGCUCUUCAGAUGCUGGGCGAUGCUGAAGUGGUCCUCUCGUUUCUCAACGGUUAUAGCCUGAAGUCCAACUGCUUGUAAAUGAUGGAUUAAUGUUGAAGCUGUCAAUGGAAAAAAUAAUAAUAAUAAAAAAAAAGUCAAACA
Messenger RNA from Stegastes partitus (bicolor damselfish), 2583 nucleotides. RefSeq names its product adenosylhomocysteinase (gene ahcy). Gene Ontology annotation, cellular component: cytosol. Gene Ontology annotation, biological process: L-methionine cycle. The record is from RefSeq and is a predicted model, not a curated record. The transcript has 10 exons. Lineage: Eukaryota; Metazoa; Chordata; Actinopteri; Pomacentridae. Gene Ontology annotation, molecular function: adenosylhomocysteinase activity. The coding region runs from base 90 to 1310 and encodes 406 amino acids.